AUUUACUAGGAAAAGGUGCACAGCGAUUUUUCAGCAUUACUACAACCAAUUAUGGCUAGUCCAAUUCUAGCUGGAAAGUUAGAAGCUGAGAUAAAGAUUAAGUCUGAUCCUGAUGAGUUCUUCCAGAGCUUUGGUGGUAAAGCACACAAACUUCCAAAUCUUUGCUCCGACAAAGUUCAUGGUGUUAAGGUUCAUCAAGGUGACUGGAAAACUAAGGGCUCUGUCAAGCUCUGGACUUAUGCAAUAGAUGGAAAAGUUGAGACUCUGAAAGAAAGGCUUACGGUGGAUGAAGAGAACAAGACUGUCACUGCAGAAGCAGUUGGAGGACACAUUUUGGAACAAUUAAAGAGCUACAAGGCUAGCUUACAAGUUAUUCCAAAAGGCCAGUCCAACUAUGCCAAAUGGACAAUUGAGUAUGAGAAUAUCAAUGAGAAUGAGCCUGCUCCAACUAAGUACCUCCACUGGCUGAUUCAUGCUGGAAAAGACGUGGAUGCUUCACUUGUCAAGGCAUGAACAUGCAUGGUUAUUUCAGUAGUUGAAUAAUAAUAAGAGAUAGAAUGGUGUGAGUAUGAAACAAAAGCUUGUUAAGGUUAUGUAUGUCAUGUUAUAAGCUUGGUGAGAGCUUUAUUAAAUUUGUUGUGGCUGUGAUUGUGUGUUUGAUAUACUAAUUACAAUGAAUAUUUAUAAAUAAAAUGAUGGCUUGAUGCCUAAAAUGUUUUUGUGCUGU
Molecule: messenger RNA, 727 nt
Organism: Coffea arabica (coffee)
Lineage: Eukaryota; Viridiplantae; Streptophyta; Magnoliopsida; Gentianales; Rubiaceae
Product: MLP-like protein 43
Biological process (GO): defense response
Source: RefSeq, a predicted model, not a curated record